Neoarthrinium moseri is the source of this 1248-nucleotide messenger RNA. RefSeq lists its product as uncharacterized. Gene Ontology annotation, molecular function: transmembrane transporter activity. The record is from RefSeq and is a predicted model, not a curated record. Gene Ontology annotation, biological process: transmembrane transport. The coding region runs from base 1 to 1248 and encodes 415 amino acids. The transcript has 7 exons. Lineage: Eukaryota; Fungi; Ascomycota; Sordariomycetes; Amphisphaeriales; Apiosporaceae.
AUGGACAGAGACAAGGAGCAACCUACCAGUGAUGUCACCGGAGGUGUGCUUUCCACCAACUGGACACGCGAUGAGCCAAUAGAGCCUUAUAGCAUUUACUCGAGAAAUGAGAAAUGGUUUAUCGUGGGCAUAGUAGCCGUUGCCGGCUUCUACAGGCAUGUUGCCCCGUUGCCCGCAAAUAUCUAUUUUCCUGCAAUUCCCAUGAUGUCGAAGGCCUUUGAAACGUCGGAGGAAGUCAUUAACCAGACUGUAACUGCCUAUCUUAUUAUGCAGGGUGCUUCCCCAAUGUUAUGGGGACCCCUUUCAGAUCGCUUUGGAAGACGGCCAGUUUUCCUUGCCUGUUUAUCUAUUUUGAUCGGGUCCUGUGUUGGCCUAGCCCUGUGCCCGACCAACGCCUUUUGGCUGCUCAUCGUUCUGCGUCUCCUGCAGGCAGGAGGAUGUGCAAGUACCAUCGCAUUGGGUGCUGGAGUAACAGGGGACAUUGCUACCCCGGAAGAGCGAGGCGGCUACUUCGGACUCUUCAAUCUUGGGCCAAUGCUAGCCCCUUGCAUCGGCCCUGCAGUAGGAGGCGCGCUUGCAGAGAGUCUAGGUUGGAGGGCCAUCUUCUGGGCAUUGACCAUCAUGGCGGUAACAUGCAUGAUUGUCAUAUAUGUCAUUAUGGCCACCAUAUCUUCUGCAUUCUCAGAUGUCUACCCCUGGCUGUCAGAGUCUCUGCUCGGUGUCAGCUAUCUUCCCACUGGUACGGGAAUGAUUAUUGGGACACAAGUUACCGGUAGAUUGCUGGAUUCAGAAUACACUAGAAUAAAGCGGACACAUGCGGGGGGGCCUUUCCCCAAGGAGUAUGCUCGGCUGCGAACGAUGCCAUUCCAUCUGGCCAUCUUCGUUUUGACAGUCGUUGGCUGGGGCUUUUCUCUGGGAAAGGCAGUACAUAUUGCAGUACCUCUGGUUAUGUCUGCCAUCCUCGGAUGGUGCGGUAUGGCCAUCCUCAACACUACAAUGACACUCAUGAUCGACAUCCUACAAUCUCGCAGCUCAGGGGCUACAGCAUGUACUAACCUCGUGCGCUGUUGGCUCGGGGCUAUCGUAGUCGCCACAACUGACCGAAUGGUCAAUAAACUAGGAUAUAUCUGGACAUAUGUACUGCUAGCCGGGAUAUCCGCGUGCAUGCUUCCACUCAUGUACGUGGAGAUGAAGCUUGGGCCGGCAUGGAGGAUCCGAAGAGAUGAACUUGACGAUGAUUUGAAGUGA